Messenger RNA from Strongylus vulgaris, 275 nucleotides. The record is from the annotation of a GenBank genome assembly. Lineage: Eukaryota; Metazoa; Nematoda; Chromadorea; Rhabditida; Strongylidae.
AUGUUUUUUUGUGAGACAUAUGUUUCAGGGAACUAUUCCCGCCUCAGUGCCUACUUCACAUUCAAACGUAACCUCGGCUUCUACCUCAUCCAGAUCUACUUCCCAUCAUCGCUUAUCGUUGUCAUUUCAUGGGUAUCCUUUUGGCUCAACAGGGAAGCUGUACAAGCCAGAGUUGCUAUCGGUAGGUGUCACCACGGUGUUGACAAUGACCACAUUGAUGACAAGCACAAAUGCGAGUCUUCCAAAGUCUGCCUAGCAUUACAAUCAUGCUAAAA